CUCAAUUUGAGAUAAAACAAUCAGCUGAUGAUGCGACUUUUUUUCUUCCUCUUGAUUGAUUGGAAUUUUUAUCUUUUAUCUUUUUUUCGGCUGUGAUUGAGAUUUGUUCUGUUCUUUUUUAUAAUAUUUGUAAUCGUUAGAAUGCCAAGUAAAAAGACGUUGGAACCUUUGUCUGCUCGAUCGGCUCCAAGGAAAGUUAAUCCAACUUCUACUUCGAUUCCAUUUUCCCUCUCUAAAGAUGGUGGAUUUAAACGACCUAAAGAUUUGGCUGCUGGUCGAUCUAAUGAUGUUCAACGAGCUAUUGGUAUGGCUAAAUAUUUACAAACUCGAUUGAAAUUAUGUAAACUGGAAGAGGAGAUGAAAAAACGCCAAGAAUAUUAUACUGAUAAAGUUACGGAAAUUUGGACUGGUAAUGAUGAGCUUUCUGAUAAGAUUCAUGGUAAAAAAGUUUCUCUUGCCAAAUUGACCAGUUUAAAAGAGAAAUUUGAUCAACUAACAAUUGAGAAUAAUUUCAUUGGUGAUUUAAAUUUAAAGUUCACAAAAUUGGAUAAAGAUUUAGAAUGUCUAUUUCAACAUAUCGAAGGCCAAACUUGUAACAUUUCACUUCAAGGAAUCGAUAAGACAACUUUGGUCAAAUUGAAUGAUAUUUGUGAUGCUUUCAGUUCUCUUGAUGUUUCAGCUUCUAAUGAGAUCGCAUCUCUAGCAGAAGAAGUUUCCAAGUUGAAAUGUUUCAUUGAAGAGAGCACAAAAAUCCAACAAGAUUUGGAUCAAUUGAAAUCCGAAUUGAACUCAGCGAACCAGGAACUUUCUUCACUAGAAGAAGUUGAAAAAUCUAUUUAACUUCAAUAAUCUUUUCUAAAUUCUUCAUGUGUAAACUUUUCUCCUCUUUUACAUUAACAAAAUGUGAAGAAAAAAAUUCAAUCUUUUAAUUUGAAAUUGUUAUCAGGAUCAAUUGGAUAAACUUUAAUUACUUUGAAUAUUUUCUUUCUCCAUCCAAAUCAUUUUUCAUCAAUUCUUUACCAGCUACAUACACAAACACACACCAAAGAGAAAGAUUGACAAUCAACGUGAUUUAGAUAAAAUGUUCUAAUAUUUUGUAUUAA
This is a messenger RNA of Panonychus citri (citrus red mite), 1103 nucleotides long. RefSeq lists its product as uncharacterized. The transcript is spliced from 2 exons. NCBI's taxonomy places the organism in Eukaryota, Metazoa, Arthropoda, Arachnida, Trombidiformes, Tetranychidae. The record is from RefSeq and is a predicted model, not a curated record. The coding region runs from base 142 to 840 and encodes 232 amino acids.